AUGGAUUUUAAUUUACCAUUCAAUGAUGAAUCUUGGCUAUAUAACGACAACAGCUCAAACCACUAUAAUAACGAACCAUUGCAAGAGCCCGUCCCUUUUGAAGACUUCAAAUUUAGCUUCGGUAUAAAUCCGGAUAUCAAUGCUACACUAAAUAUUGGGGAUUUCCCACCACCGGUCAUCAGUCCUCAUAGUAACAACAACAGCAACGGACCCACCACAUUAGAUCCACUCUACUUGCAGCAAGAGCCAUUCAACUUUGUUGCAAAUACAGUGCUGGAUGAAGAUGAUCAGAAAGCAUUCUCCAACUUUCUGGAUGCCUUUUUCCUUGAUCUGGAUAUGCAGCCUCAUUUGAAUGAAGACAGCCAAGAUCAGCAGAAGCAGCAAAGUGAAGAGGAUGAAGAAGAAAACAGACGAAGUUCCAUCUUGCAGUCUUUGGAUGAACAGAAGAAGCUGCAUCAAACAUUGAAUCUGAUUGCAUCAUUACCACCGACAAACAACGCAACAACAGCAGACCUGAGGAUGAAUGAUACUGCUGCUGCUACUGCUGCCGCCGCUCAUUCAUCAAAAAACAAAAGCAUCGUGACCUCAACAUCAGAAGAUGACAAUCAACUACAAACAAUCUAUCUCCAUUCAAGUGAUUCAACCAAUAAUUUCUUGUAUAAAUACUACCACCAGCAACAAAAGUGCCAACAGCAACAGCCAUCAUCAAAAAAGAGAUCAUCGUCCUCUGAUGAAAGCACGUCGUCUUGCUCUUCCUCCUCGGUCUCUAGAAGUAAAAAGACAAAAACGACCAAAGAGCUAUUGACAGAAGAGGAAAAGCGAGCAAACCACAUUGCAUCUGAGCAAAAGAGAAGAAGUACCAUUCGAAAUGGAUUCAAGGAUCUCACCGAUCUCGUGCCCACUCUCAAGAAUAUCAACAAUUCCAAAAGCACAGUGCUAUUUAAAGCCGUGGAUUUUAUCCGGUAUUUGGAAAAGAGAAAUAGGCAUUUGCGCGACAAGGUUGGGUCACUUGAACUAAGAGUUGAAGUGGAAGGUCGCAUGACUGGAGCUUGCUUUACACACCAUCCACAUCAGCAGCAACAGCAAAAAGCAGCAUCGCCAUCAUCACCUCCAUUACCACAGCAGCCACAUCCACAACAAGAGCAGCGUCAACCAAGCGCAUUCAAUCCUAUUAAACAUAUAUCCUAUAGUCCACCCACCACACCACCUUCUCCUAUCAAGAAACCAUUCACCAUCGUCAAUACACCUCUACCAAAAGCACAAUUUGUUGCACCUUUAUCACCCAUCGUAGAUACCAGCAACGCCAACAGCAGUAAGAAUAAACGCAUGCGUAGUAAUAGCACCACUAGCAGUACAAGCGCCAGUAGCAACUCGAGCUCUUCCAUGAGUAACAGCGAUUACAUCACACAGCAGCUUAUGAAGGGCUUACCUGCCAAUGCCAGAAACGCGUUAUUGGCACAUAAAACACAACAGAAACAACUCUUGUUACUUCAGGAACAGUUGCAAAUGCACCAGAGACUGAUUGCUCAGCAACAAGAAAUGAAGGAAAAAAGCCUAAAUCAACAUCGCCAACAACAGCAAGUACCCUCCUCCUCAUCAUCGCAACACCAUUCACCAAAAAACAGAUUACCGCCCAUUCUAGUGGGCGGCAAUAGUGGUCAAUACGACGCUGCUUCACGUCGUCGUCCGUCUUCUAUUUUGACAGAAUUAGAGGAUACAGCCAUCAGUGCGCCUUGA
Molecule: messenger RNA, 1737 nt
Organism: Mucor velutinosus
Lineage: Eukaryota; Fungi; Mucoromycota; Mucoromycetes; Mucorales; Mucoraceae
Product: mitochondrial glycerol-3-phosphate dehydrogenase
Exons: 2
Coding region: 1-1737 (578 amino acids)
Biological process (GO): regulation of transcription by RNA polymerase II
Molecular function (GO): DNA-binding transcription factor activity, RNA polymerase II-specific; RNA polymerase II cis-regulatory region sequence-specific DNA binding; protein dimerization activity
Source: RefSeq, a predicted model, not a curated record